CGGCAUUAUCAUACAAUAACGAUCUGAAUCAAUACUCAAUGUGUAUACGCUGAUUUGGUGACGAUAACGGGUCUGGCAAUGACCACAACGAUACACAGGUCGAACCUGGCUUUUUUUUCUAACGUCACUGUCAAUAGUGAGUGUUCAGUUCCUGUGCAGGAGUAAAGUUUCAUCUGCAGAUCAUGACCGACGAGGCUUUUGAUGUGAUGGUGGUUGGCUCCUGCAUGACUGACUUAGUGAGCCAAGCACCAAGGCUACCCAAACCGGGAGAAACCAUCCAUGGUCACAAAUUCUUCAUCGGCUUUGGAGGAAAGGGUGCCAACCAGUGCAUACAGGCUGCGAGACUGGGGGCCAAAACCACCAUGGUCUGCAAGGUUGGUAAAGACUUCUUUGGAGACAAUUACAUCCAGAAUUUCAAGGACAAUGGCGUACACACAGACUUUGUAGGUCAGACAUCUGACGCAGCCACAGGAGCUGCCUCAAUCAUCGUAAAUGACGCAGGUGAGAAUGUCAUUGUGAUUGUGGCCGGUGCCAACAUGCUGCUGGGCAGUCAGGAGCUACAGGACGCUCUCCCAGCCAUCAGUCAUGCAAAAGUACUGGUGUGCCAGCUGGAGAUCAGUCCACAGACUUCCUUAUCUGCACUUUGCAUGGCUCAGGAAAACAAAGGCUGCCAGAGCGAAAGAGUCGCAGCCGUAGCCGUGUUGCAGAUGGGAUACCCAGAUGGCCUCGCCGAGCACCACACUCUCUCCCUGAGCCCCCCCCCUCACCGUGUCGAUCAUACCACGGUAUUAGGCUUGGUAUGUGGCGCUAGGAUAGAGGCUGGGCGAGCGAAGAUGCUUGGCAAAGAUACCACCCUUAACGCUGCUGCACCAGAGCAUUGCGCUGAGCUGCUGACUGGUUCCUCUGUAACUAAUGUGGAAGAAGCACAUCGGGCCAGUAAGGAGCUGCUGAAACGAGGCUGCGGGUCGGUCGUCAUCACUUUGGGACCUCAAGGUUGUGUGGUGCUCAAGGCACAGGAGUCUACACCAAAACAUGUUACAACGACUGCGGUCACAGCAGUGGACACUACAGGUGCUGGUGACAGCUUCAUUGGAGCACUGGCAUUUUACAUGGCUAAAUAUCCCUCAAUGCCUCUGGAGGAGAUGGUCCACAGAGCCAAUCAAGUGGCAGGAAUGAGCGUGCAGGCUGUCGGCACACAGACGUCUUACCCCUUCAAAAAGAACCUGCCAGCUGAACUGUUCAAGGAACAGCUCAUGUGCGAGUAGACGCCAGUUGGACCAAUCUGGAACAGAUCUUAUUGAAAAGUAAACACUGGCUUAUAAAA
Paralichthys olivaceus (Japanese flounder) is the source of this 1324-nucleotide messenger RNA. Lineage: Eukaryota; Metazoa; Chordata; Actinopteri; Pleuronectiformes; Paralichthyidae. The record is from RefSeq and is a predicted model, not a curated record.